AUGUUAAGCUUUAAGAGGGAUUUUGGAGAUGAGGAGGCAUACGCUGCUGUUAUAGAGCAUAGUUAUGCGGUAAUUCUAACAGAGAAAAGUACUAUGGAGGUUGCGUUGAAGGAUGGUUUGGAAAAAUUCCCUCAUAGUGUGGUCCUGAAUGAGUGGAUGGAGAAAACGAAUGAACUUUUCAAGGAAGUGUUUGAAGGGGCAGGUAAUAAAAAAGUGCAUGAGCCUGACUGCUUUAAUGAGGUAAAUAUGAAUGAUAUAGGUGAUGACGGUGAAGGAAAUAGUUCACCCGUUCGAGGAUUGAUAAUUACUGAAGUUAAUACAGAAAAAGAAGUCAAUUAUACUACACCUGUUGAUACAACUUCUUUAACAAUGACUCAGUUUCAUCGAUUUCCAGGGGUGAAUGAGGAAAUGAUUAAGUUGUUGGAUGAAACUGAGUUACAGGUGUAUAGAAGGAAAAAGCGAAUGCCAGUAAUCAGUGGGGAUAAUCUGGUAGGAAGAAAUAUAGGAGAAGCUGUUGAUAAUGCUGCAAGAUAUGAUGAUAAUGACAAAAGGGAAAAACUUUCGAGAUUUUUCUUCGAUACAACUAUUGUGACAGAAGAUAUAUUGAAUGAGCUAAAGUCGGAAGAUAUGAAAUGUAGGCUUUUUGCUACUUUAUUGCGAAUCUACACUAAGAAAUUUGAUGUGAAGCAAAGUUUUAGAGAUGUUGCACUUUGUACAAGUUUGUACUACAUAGUAGAUCAUGUGAAGAGAACAGGAACUUUGGAAAGAAAGUAUGGCAUGAUUCCAAACCUGGUGAAAAAACUGUUUUGCAACUACUUGACAUCACAACAUCAUCCAAUGGCAAAAAUGUUAACUUUUAAAGCGAGACGGGUGAUGAACAUAUCUUGGCUAGUCGAAAAACCUGGAACAGAAUGUGGAAUAUACCUCAUGAGGCACAUGGAAAGUUACAUGGGGGAAAAUGAAGGGCGUUGGGAGUGUGGUCUUACAGGUAAAAUGCCUGCUGAUGUGAGUGCUACAACUAAGUUAAGGACGAAAUACAUGGUAAGAUUGUUGACAACUGAGUUCAAUAAGUUCAAGACUAUGAUAGUUAAAGAUUUUGAAGCGUUUCGUAAGCUUGAUAUUUUGGAACAAGAUAUGCUUCUAAGAGAGUCAACUGAAAACAGGAAUAAAAAAAGAAAACCAAAGGGUCGUAGGUAA
Molecule: messenger RNA, 1197 nt
Organism: Lactuca saligna
Lineage: Eukaryota; Viridiplantae; Streptophyta; Magnoliopsida; Asterales; Asteraceae
Source: the annotation of a GenBank genome assembly